This is a messenger RNA of Phycomyces blakesleeanus NRRL 1555(-), 556 nucleotides long. RefSeq lists its product as hypothetical. NCBI's taxonomy places the organism in Eukaryota, Fungi, Mucoromycota, Mucoromycetes, Mucorales, Phycomycetaceae. Gene Ontology annotation, biological process: outer mitochondrial membrane organization. The transcript is spliced from 2 exons. The record is from RefSeq and is a predicted model, not a curated record. The coding region runs from base 1 to 186 and encodes 61 amino acids.
AUGGACAAGCAUCUAAUGUCUUUACCUAAUCUUUGGAGAAUCUACUCCUCAUUCCGGACACCUGAAGAAGAACGGCAAUUUUCUCGAGCAGCAUUCUUUAAAUUCAGUGGUUACAUUCUCUCUUGCAUUGCCAUGACCGUGCUGGCUUCACGUUAUAGCAACAAGACCAAAUGGGUGACUGCCUAAGGAUCCUUCUCUUACUCUUUUUUCUUAUUUACUUUGGAAUGAUCGCACAUUAUGGACAACCAAUACAAAUAUUCAGGAUUAGAUAUUAUAGAAAUUGAAACUGGUGGUGUUUACUGCAGCAAAGAAAAAAAAUGCCCUCUCGUUCCUUGCGUAUCCAGUGAAAGAAGAGCUCAGCUAAAAUUGUACUGAUUCUUUGUGGCAAUAUCUAGCUCUCCUCUCUUAGUUUGAAAUCAAUAAAAAUAUAUCUAUACCUCUUGACACUUUCUACUAUACAUAACAGUUAAACUAUUAUAUAUUGAAGACUGAUAAAAUAAAAUAAUUUUUUUGAAAUUGCUUGAGGUAUAGAAUAUUUUCCUAUAUUUACAAAAGC